Penicillium cinerascens is the source of this 2295-nucleotide messenger RNA. Its product is annotated as putative anaphase-promoting complex subunit Apc5. The transcript is spliced from 7 exons. Lineage: Eukaryota; Fungi; Ascomycota; Eurotiomycetes; Eurotiales; Aspergillaceae. Gene Ontology annotation, biological process: positive regulation of mitotic metaphase/anaphase transition; protein K11-linked ubiquitination; anaphase-promoting complex-dependent catabolic process. Gene Ontology annotation, cellular component: anaphase-promoting complex. The record is from RefSeq and is a predicted model, not a curated record. The coding region runs from base 1 to 2295 and encodes 764 amino acids.
AUGGCGCGCUAUCUGACACCGUGGAGGAUCUCUCUGCUGUGCCUGAUCACCGUCUACACGGAUGGUGUCGUCCCCAACUCGUCCGCAGUCCAUGUGUUGUCCUUCCUGACGGCGGGUUUGUUUCCUUUAGAUCCCGCCGAUAAGCAAUGGGAGAAGCACUACCUGCCCAGCAUCGCCGAGCUCGAGGAGGUGCUAUCUGGCCACGAGUCUUCGGUUCCAGGACGUAACCUGUGGGAUCUUUUCCUCAAAAAGAUCUGGUCGCUUGACUCGCUCGAUGCACUCGAGGAGUUCUUCAGCGAUGUCCUGCCGUCCCUGUUGAGCAAGACGCGUGAGCAAUUGAUGGAGGACAGAGACAAUGGUCUUGCUCCGGAGGAUGAGGGUAUGCGAUUGUCGCGGAGCUCACCGCUUGGCGCGUUUGUUCGCAGGGCAUACCUUGAAUAUACUCGGCUGCAGUUCUCCGACUCGGUGAAGUUGUGGUCUGGUUUUGUGAAGUAUCGAUUGCCUACAUACCACAUGUGGGCGCGGAGGAAUCCCUCCCAUGAACAGGCCCCUGUCGAUGUCAAUCUUCUGGACUCCAACAGCUACCUUUCUCAGGUGGUAUACGGCAACAUUAAAGACGACGAUGAGGAAGAGGGCGUCGUCAGCGUUAAAGAUGCUGAGCGGCUAGUUGAGUUCCAAGUUGGAGAGUUACAACGACUGGGAGGGAGGGUCCCCGACGAGAUGAGGGCCCAGCUCAAACACAUCAUGACAUCGGAGUCUUCUAUACCGGUGCUUAUGUAUUACCUAGAGUACUUAGAUGCUUGGCGAGCUGGCGACUAUACAUCAGCCUUUGACAACCUCCAUCGGUAUUUCGACUACACCAUGCACAGUAAUCUCGACCGAAGCGCGUAUCAAUUUGCGCUCUUGAAUCUAGCUAUCAUACAGGCAGACUUUGAGUGUUUCAACGAAGCCAUCUCCGCUGUGCAAGAAGCCGUCGCCAUUGCCCGCGAGUCGCAUGACAUGAACUGCCUUAACUUCUGCAUGAGCUGGCUCUAUCAUUUCGGCAAAGCCUUCCCGGAGCAGAUGCGGGAGGUACAGAACAGCGGUAUGCUGGGCAAUGAGAAGGAGGGACUCGCGUUCCUUAAGGCCAAGUCGAAGGAGACUGAUAUGUGGUCCCUCAUGAGCACAACAUUGCUGAGCGAGGCCAAGUUGGAAAUGCAACAGGGAGAGAGCCUUGCCUCCAUUGUCGAGUCAUUCGUGCGAGCAUCGCACGUCAACGUGACCAAGAGUCUCUCCAGCCCCACAGGCGCGUACAUGUUGCUGCAGAGUGUCAUGUAUGCUCGGAUAGGCGCAACUCAUCUUUCAUGGCUAAACACGGAGGUCUUCCGUGAAUGCUACAAGGAGGGCCAGCCCUACGACGACUUUGUCAAGCUCACAUUCCGCAAUUGCCAAAUUCUGGCAGAAAAGGGCAACUACAAGGAAGCUUUCGCUCGCAUGAACAAGAUCGAACCAGAAAGACACCGAGCCUUCAAAUACAACAACGCCUGGACAUACUACUCAGGUCUUCUUCAAUUACGACGACAAAUCUGCCGCGACGACAAAGUAGCAGUCGAGCACAUCCUCUCCCAACUCCAAGCUGUCCAACUCCUCGACUUCGACAUGCGCCUCCUCCUAGCCUUCUACACAAUCGAAUUCACAAUCCGCCAAGGCGACCACGGCCGCGCCCUUAAGAUGGUCGAACAAGCCGCCCACUCAAUGCAACCCGAAAACUUCGACGUCCACGCCCAAAUCCGCCUCUUAUGCCUAAAGGCCCGCAUCCUUGAGAAAUCAGGCCAGCCCCAACGAGGCUUCUCUCUCGCCAUGCGCGCCGCCAACAUAGCCCACCGCUCCAAAGUCCUCUUCGACCUCUGGGAGUCCAUCUGCACUCUAUCCGCCGUCCUGCUCAGCUUGCGCGAGUUCCACGCUGCUGACCAGCUGGUCCAGAGUAUCAUGCCUCAGAUCCUCGAGAGCGAAGACUCAGCAUUAGUCGCGCGAGCAUACUCGCUACUCGUCGACGCGAAUAUGGGCAUUGCCGGUGACUUGUGGGCGCAGCUUGGGAAGGAUAGUGCGCCUGCUAGGAAGGAGUAUGUGAAUCGUGCGCUUGGGUAUAUCGAUUCUGCGUAUUAUGGUUAUGAGGAGAUUGAGGAUAUCCUCGGCCAGACUGAGAUGAUGGCGAAGAAGGCUACAAUUAUGCAUUUGACGGGUGAUCCGGUGCUGGCGAAUGAUUAUGCGGCUAAGUAUCUUGAUCUCAGGAAGAGGCGUGGUGCGGAGGUGUGA